AUGGAAGUUUGUGUUGAUGAAAAAACUUUCUACGAAAAGUUAGAAUCCUUAAAGCCCGGAGAAAGUAAAGUUACAGUUUAUAUCGACGACUCGUUUUAUGAAAAUGCGAAGAAUUAUCUGCAAACUCUUCCGAAAUUUCAACAAGGCAAAGAACAUGAGUCACAUGCCGAACUUUCCAAGCGUGAUAUCAGCACUAUAAAACGGAAAGGAGGGACUCUAAAGGGCGAAGAAAUUGUUACCGCAAAUAACAAGGUCGUUGUACCGAAAAGUAAGCUGCACAAAGUUCUCUGUGAAUGUCACUCUUCGACCGCGCACCGUGGAAGAGACAAAACCAAUACUUACGUGAAAGGUAUUUAUUCUGAAAUACCACAACAAGUUGUAUCUUUGUUUACAAGUUUGUGUAAACUGCAUGCCCAACAGAAGAGCAUUACCGACCACAAGAAGCGACCGAUAACAAACAGAAUCAGCUGA
Molecule: messenger RNA, 471 nt
Organism: Porites lobata
Lineage: Eukaryota; Metazoa; Cnidaria; Anthozoa; Scleractinia; Poritidae
Source: the annotation of a GenBank genome assembly